CGUCGGCGUCUCCGACUUAUCGCAAUCCCCGUCGCGGGCAAAGGUCACACGCAGCCGUCCUUUGGUUUCAUCGACCCUGUUUGAUACCCGCUUCGCGUUUGCGGUCCCGGCGGUAUCUGCGAAUAAUAGAUCGCGUAGUCUACAGAGUAUGAAUUAAAAAAGGAGCAUCCUCCUCCGUUUCAUUUUUCCUAUUAGUAUGCUUCCUCCUCCUUCCUCCCUUAGGCGGCCUCCUCUUCUUCCUCAUCACUCGAGUCCUUUUCAGCGUCGAUUUCGCUUUCUUAUCUUGCUUAUUGGUCAGCAGCUUUUUCCUCGAUCGGCUUUGGCUUCGAUUUGGCCGGCGUGUGGAAUUGAUCGGAUUCGGAGUAUCUGCGCGUUGAGGCGGCGAUUUGGGUUUCUUCUUGCAGUUCAUGGCCUUCGAUAGAAUGUCGGGGGCUAGCUUGCAGGUGGGUCUCCGCAGUGGGGAGCAUCGGUUUUACGAUGCCUCUAAGGCUAGCAGGAACCGUCAUGGCCUCCGCCGACAAUACAUACAGAGUUCGCAGAAAUAUACCGGCACCUGCAACUCUGUAGUUUCGCCCUACCCUCCAUCUCUUCCGAUGGAUAAGGAUGCAAUGGUGAUAUCUGGCGUCCCGGAGCCAGAGGACCCAGGUCGAGAAGAGGAGGUUUCUAAGAAGACCGGGACAGUGACCGCUUCGUGUGUUAGCGCUUCUGCCGGUCAUCUUUGCAACUUGGAACGUUUCUUGAAGUCAACUACUCCAGUUGUUGCCGCUCGGUACCCUUCGAAGAUGAAAAUAGGAGGAUGUAGGGAUUCUGAUGGGGAGUCUAGGCCUUAUUUUGCUCUUUCGGACCUCUGGGAGUCGUUUUCUGAGUGGAGCGCCUAUGGUGCUGGUGUUCCUCUUGUUCUUAACGGCACGACCAGCGUCAUCCAGUAUUACGUGCCCUUCGUGUCCGGCAUCCAGUUAUAUGGUGCAUUGAACAGGCCGUUGACUGACUGCAGAAGACCUGGUGAUGAGAGUGAUGGUGACAGUAAUUGGGAUUCAAGUAGUUGUAUAAGUAGUGACCGUGAACAUGAAAAGGAGUUCAGAUACUCAAAAGCAUGGGAUUCAGAGCAUGUUGCUGCAAACUUGUCCACAAGGAUGCAUAGUCUCUGUCUGAGAGAGAAACAUUGGGACCGACUAGAGGGAUCUUCAAGUGAUGAUGGGGAUUGUGGGCAUUCACAGUCUGACUUGUUGUUUGAAUAUCUUGAACAGGAUCCACCAUUUGUUCGUGUACCAUUAUUUGAUAAGAUCUCAGAUCUUGCAGGUCAUUUUCCUGCUUUGAAAUCUCUUAGAAGUUGUGAUCUACUUCCAUCUAGCUGGAUUUCAAUUGCAUGGUACCCUAUAUAUAGAAUACCAACUGGCCCAACAUUGAAGGAUCUAGAUGCUUGUUUUCUGACAUUUCAUUCUCUUUCUACACCAAUGAAAGAACGUCCUACUGCUUCUGUGCCACAGGGGGUGAGUGGUCUUCCUAUAGUCAACCUACCUACUUUUGGGCUUGCGUCCUACAAAUUUCGAGGAUCCAUCUGGACUCCUAAAGGUGGAGCAGAGUUCCAACUGGUGAGUUCCCUCCUCCAAGCUGCAGAAAAUUGGGUGCGGUAUCUAAAUGUCGAUCACCCAGACUACUGUUUCUUCGCCUCACGAGGUGCCUACCAGAGAUAGUGAACUCUUGAGUCUUCUGAUUGCGUGCAUGGACAAUUCUGGUGACUGUUGAAGCAUCAUUUUUAUGCUUUGUAUGCACAGAUUCCCUGAGAGAGGGCAUGGUAUUUUUUGAGAUGUCCUGAUCAGUAUACAAGCUUCAUGGGAUUGUGCUGCACGCUCGGUAGUAUUUUUGGAUGAUCGAUGGCUACAUUAACACCUGUCCUCAAUUCCUGUCUUUUGCCAAGAUUAUCGAAGUCCUUCUGGGCAGGGCUUUGGCUUUGGCCUUGGUGUUGGAUGGCUAAUUACCAGAGGUUUCACAGACGCCUAUGAAGUUCUACCUGCAUAGUCUUUUUAAACUCAUGUUAAAUUACAUUUAUAAAUUAUUUUUGAAUCAUAAUCGAAGUUUUGUCCACGAAUUUGAACAUAUUGUAAAGAAAUCAUUUCUAGAGAUCUUGAUGCCUCUUAAUUUCU
Zingiber officinale is the source of this 2144-nucleotide messenger RNA. RefSeq lists its product as uncharacterized. The transcript has 6 exons. The record is from RefSeq and is a predicted model, not a curated record. The coding region runs from base 408 to 1694 and encodes 428 amino acids. NCBI's taxonomy places the organism in Eukaryota, Viridiplantae, Streptophyta, Magnoliopsida, Zingiberales, Zingiberaceae.